AUGACAAUGCACUCGUACCCAUUUGCCUUGUGCACCCUUUUCUUGAUCUUCUUCAACCUCUCCCUCUCCCACCCUCUUCCCCCUCCACCUCCGUCAACCAACAUCACCCUCUUCGGCGACGCCUCCAUAACCCACAACGCCAUCAGCCUCACCCAGCCGCUCUCCACCUGCCCAAGCUCCAACGCCUCCGAGGUCAGGGCCGGCGGAGCCUUCUACUCCAACCCGGUUCGGUUUCUUGACCCUAAAACCCAAGACUUUGCCUCUUUCUUGAGCCGCUUCACUUUCACCAUCACCCAGUUGUGCUCUUCCGGCGACGGCAUGGCGUUUGUGAUCGCCUCCCACUUGGAGGGUUUAAGCUACUCGAGAGGGUUUAUGGGUCUUCCUCAAGAUUCGUUCUUUGCUGUGGAAUUUGAUACCCUUUUUGACCCUGUGGUGGAUGACAUCAAUGGCAGCCAUGUGGGGAUUGAUCUCAACACUGUUGAGAGUGUGGCUUCUGUUAAUGCUGGGGUUGAUUUGGUGGGUGGGAAGGAGAUUACUGCUUGGGUUGAGUAUAGAGAUGAUCUGAAGUUGGUUCGGGUUUGGGUCGGGUACUCACCGGAGAAUAAGCCGCCGAGUCCGGUUAUUGUGGCCCAGAUUGACCUCUCCAGGCAAUUCAAGGAGUUGGUGUAUGUGGGGUUCUGUGCCUCUAAUGGGAAGGGCUCUUCGGCCUACAUUGUGGAUAGUUGGAGGUUCAAGAUUUUCAAUGGGUCUCUGCCUUCUGUGCUUCCUAUGGAUUUCUGGGAGGAGCAGGAUUGUUUCAUGUGUGGAGAUUCGAAGGCGGAGAUUGUUUUCGGGUUGGUAGGUUUGGUUGCAUUGGUGUUAUCUGUACUUGCGGUUUUCGUGAUCUGUUUUGUGUGUGGGAAGAAGAGGAAGGGAAGUGCCAGAAGAGUUAGACCAGGCCCGAGUUGUAGAGUUGAGACGAGUAGAGUACCAACGAGUUUGUCACUGGAUGAGAUAACCUCGGCUACAAUGGGGUUUGACAGAAGCAGAAUUGUUGGGGAAGGAGCAACAGCUAAGGUGUACAAAGGGUGUCUGGUAUCUGGUGGAGAAGUGGCAGUCAAAAGGUUUGACAGGGCUGAUGGGCUUGAGCGUUUGCGCGGUCCUUUUACUACUGAGUUUGCAACAAUGGCAGGGUGUUUGCGGCACAAGAAUUUGGUUCAGCUUCAUGGCUGGUGCUGUGAGGGUAAUGAGCUAGUUCUGGUGUAUGAGUUCAUGCCGAAUGGAAGCCUCAACAAAAUUCUCCACAAAAGCUUCAAUGUGGCUGUUGUCCUAUCUUGGAAGCAAAGACUUAAUAUCGUUCUUGGAGUUGCGUCUGCUCUUGCAUAUCUUCAUGAGGAGUGUGAGAGGCAGAUAAUUCACAGAGAUGUUAAAACUUGCAACAUAAUGCUAGAUGCAGAGUUAAAUGCAAAGCUUGGGGAUUUUGGUCUAGCAGAAGUAUAUGAUCACAGUUCCCUCACAAGAGAAGCGACCAUACCAGCCGGAACAAUGGGAUAUCUUGCUCCUGAAUAUGUUUACUCUGGUGUUCCAACUGUUAAAACUGAUGUCUACAGCUUUGGUGUGGUGGUGUUAGAGGUGGCUACGGGUAGAAAGCCUGUGGACGAUGAUGGUACAGUGAUUGUUGAUUGGGUUUGGGGCCUGUGGGAAGUGGGGAAACUGAUUGAUGCUGCUGAUCCAAGACUGGCUGGAAAGUUUGACAAGGUAGAGAUGGAAAGGAUGCUAAUGACUGGACUUUCUUGUGUGCACCCAAACCAUGCUAAGAGGCCAACAGUUAAAGAAGCUGCAAGGAUAUUACAAGGAGAAGCGCCACUUCCUGUAUUGCCUCCAAGAAAACCUAGGGUGAGUCUUCGACCUAUUUUUCAUGAUGAUACUGAAGAAAUCCGAAAUUUGUGUGCUGGUAGGUUCAGCCUUGAACUUGAUGAUGUACCAUAUAUGACCCCCAAGAGCCAUUUUGGCAAUGAUCAGUAG
Messenger RNA from Fragaria vesca subsp. vesca, 2004 nucleotides. RefSeq names its product L-type lectin-domain containing receptor kinase S.6-like. The record is from RefSeq and is a predicted model, not a curated record. Gene Ontology annotation, cellular component: plasma membrane. Lineage: Eukaryota; Viridiplantae; Streptophyta; Magnoliopsida; Rosales; Rosaceae. Gene Ontology annotation, biological process: protein phosphorylation. Bases 1 to 2004 code for a protein of 667 amino acids. Gene Ontology annotation, molecular function: ATP binding; protein kinase activity; carbohydrate binding. The transcript is spliced from 2 exons.